Sapajus apella (tufted capuchin) is the source of this 1313-nucleotide messenger RNA. It is a transcript of the gene MS4A6A, whose product is annotated as membrane spanning 4-domains A6A. Lineage: Eukaryota; Metazoa; Chordata; Mammalia; Primates; Cebidae. Gene Ontology annotation, cellular component: trans-Golgi network; plasma membrane. Gene Ontology annotation, biological process: cell surface receptor signaling pathway. The record is from RefSeq and is a predicted model, not a curated record.
AAGUUGUUUCUUUUAAUGAUUUUUGUGAAGUUGCUAGAAGUUUAGAAAGGAAGUGCAGGCACAUUUCACAAAUCUACAAUCUUUGGCAGCACCAUCAUGACAUCACAACCUGUUCCCAAUAAGACCAUCAUAGUGCUCCCAUCAAAUGUCAUCAACUUCUCCCAAGCAGAGAAACCUGCAGCCACCAACCAGGGGCAGGAUAGCCUGAAAAAAUAUCUACAGGCAGAAGUCAAAGUUAUUGGGACUAUCCAGAUCUUGUGUGGCAUAAAGGUGUUGAGCUUGGGGAUUAUUUUGGCAUCUGCCUCUUUCACUCCAAAUUUUAAUCAAGUGAUUUCUACGCUGCUGAAGUCCGCUUACCCAUUCAUAGGACCCUUGUGUUUUAUCAUCGCUGGCUCUCUAUCAAUCACCACAGAGAAACGGUUAACCAUGUCUUUGGUACACGGCAGCCAGGCUGGAAGCAUUCUGAGCGCUCUGUCUGCUCUCAUGGGUUUCAUUCUCCUGUCUGUCAACCUGGCUGCCUUAAAUCCUGCCUUAUUGCAGUGUGAGUUGGACAAAAAUAAUAUGCCAACCAGCAGUUAUUAUUACCAUUAUGAUCCACUUGAUACCUCCUACUGCUAUACAGCUAAAGCCAGUCUGACUGGAACUCUGUCUCUGAUGCUGAUUUGCACUGUGCUAGAAUUCUGCCUAGCUGUGCUCACUUCUGUGCUGCGGUGGAAACAGGCUCACUUUGACUUCUCUGGGAGUGUGCGUUUCCUACCUCACAGUUACAUCAAUAAUUCUGGCAUAUCCUCAAAGAUGACUCAUGACCCUGGAUAUGAAGAACUAUUGAAUUCUUGAUAACACAGAAAACCUAACCAUUAUCAAAAGGCAAACUUAAGUUUCCUAAAUGUAAGCUUUUAAAGUAAUGAACAUUAAAAAAAAAAAAAAAAACAUUAUUUCACUAUCAUUUAAGGCAUGUGUUCACUGGAGAUCUCUUGAUUUGCCUGACAUUGACCCAGCAAAGGCACAGGCCUGCAAAUUACCAUUUACUAGACUAGUCAAAUAGUCAUAGACAUUUCCCAGAAAACUAAGCAGGAUGAUGAUUCCAAAAACACAGUGAAGCAAAGGAUGCAACUUUUUUUUUACCCCUGAAUUGUCAACAGGAGUUAACUGAUUCGUUGUGGUGUUUAGACUCCUUUGUCAUGGGUGCUAGUGUUUUAUCGCAUGUAUUUUACUCGUCAGUGUAUAAAGGCAAGACCCAUAUGAUGAAGCCUCAUGGUGUAUGGAAGUAGCUAGCUUCAAAAUAAAACCUUUGAGUGCAUAUUUCAUUUUAA